GCUGCCUAGCUCGAGAGGGGUUCCUAAUCAGCGCGCGUCAGGGCGGUUUAUUCUCCACUGGAGGGCGAGUGGUACAAGAGCACCGGGACACUCCGGCAAGCAGUGAGACAGAGCAGACAGUCGGAGGGAGACGGGAUAGAGCAGCAGCUGGAAGACACAGACAGACACACACACAGACAGACAGACAGGCAGAAGAGACAAGAGAGAGAGAGAAACCCGGACCCCUGCAAAGCAUCGUUUCUUUCCGCCGUUGGAUUUAAAAACCCGUCCCGACCUGAAAACACAACAGCGAAAUCACGCCAAGGCAUGAGCUUCUCCCGCUGAACGUUAUUGAUGCUGAACUGAGUGGUCCAGUGUUGUCCUCCAGUGUUUCCCCUUCCCUCAGUUUUUCUGUCCCUCUGUCUGUCACCCGGUUUGUGAGCAGCCAUGACAAAGUCCUACGAGUUCAACUGGCAGAAGCACCUGCCUGAGUUCAUGCAGGAAGGCACCUCCUUCGACAGGUUUGAUGAGGAUCCUUACAUCUUUGAGCCCAACUGUCAGAUGAGGGUGGACGAGUAUGGUUUCUUCAUCACCUGGAAGAGUGAGGGAAAGGAAGGCCAGGUUCUCGAGUGUUCCCUCAUCAACAGUAUCCGUGUUGGUGCCGUCCCAAAGGACCCCAAGAUCUUGUCGUCAUUCGAGGCCAUCGGAAAGACGGAGGCAGACUUGGAGGGCUGCAUCAUCUGCAUCUGCAGCGGCACUGACCUGGUCAACCUCAACUUCAUGUUCAUGGUGGCGGAGAACCCAGACACAGCCAGGAAAUGGAUCGAGGGUUUGAGGUCAGUGAUUCACAACUUCAAGGCCAACAACGUCUGUCCAAUGACCUGCCUCAAGAAACAUUGGAUGAGAAUGUGCUUCCUGACCAAUGUGAAUGGGAAGAUUCCUGUGAGAGGCAUUACUCGAACAUUUGCAUCUGGAAAGACAGAAAAAGGGAUCUUUCAGGCCCUCAAGGAUCUUGGCCUUCCUAGUGGAAAGAAUGAUGAGAUUGAACCAUCAGAUUUCACCUUUGACAUUUUCUACGCGCUCACACAGAAGAUCUGCCCUCGCACAGACAUAGAGGAACUUUUCAAGAACAUCAAUGGGAACAAAACUGAUUAUUUAACUGUAGACCAGUUAGUCAGCUUUCUGAAUGAAAACCAGCGUGACCCUAGGUUAAAUGAGAUCCUGUUCCCGUUCUACGACCCCAAGAGAGCCAUGCAGAUCAUUGAGAAAUAUGAGAGAGAUGAAGAAUUAAAGAAGAAAGGUCACAUGUCCAGUGACGGGUUCUGCCGGUACCUGAUGUCAGAUGAAAAUGCUCCAGUUUUCUUGGACCGGCUGGAGCUGUACCAGGAAAUGGACCAGUCGCUGGCCCACUACUUCAUCAGCUCCUCCCACAACACUUACCUGACAGGGCGACAGUUUGGAGGGAAGUCUUCAGUAGAGAUGUACCGUCAGGUCCUGCUGUCUGGAUGCAGAUGUGUGGAGCUGGACUGCUGGGAUGGGAAAGGAGAUGACCAGGAGCCCAUUAUCACUCAUGGCAAGGCCAUGUGCACAGACAUCCUGUUCAAGGAUGUUAUCCAAGCUAUCAAGGAGACAGCAUUCGUCACUUCAGAGUACCCUGUUAUUUUGUCCUUUGAAAACCAUUGCAGUAAACCACAACAGUACAAGAUGGCCAAGUAUUGUGAGGAGAUCUUUGGUGAAUUACUCCUCAAACAACCUCUGGAAAACUACCCGAUUGAAUCUGCGCGCCCGUUACCCUCCCCAAAUGACCUGAAACGCAAAAUCCUCAUCAAAAACAAACGCUUGAAACCUGAAGUUGAACAGAAACAGCUCGAGGCCUUCAAGAAACGCAUAGAGGCAGGAGAGACCAACACGCCUGCUAUCAUUUUGGGAGAGGAGAAUGAAGACGACGUAGAGAACGGAGAAAAAGAUGCUGAGGAUAAGGAUUUGAAUUCAGAGGCUCCCAGUUUGUCAGAGGCAACCAGUGAGAAAGAGGCCAACAGUGUUUCCCAGAGUAACGCUGUCAGCUCGAGGAAAGAAGAAGAGCGCAGCAACAGUAUCAAGAAGGUGCCUGAUGAUGAAGUGACAGAGAUGUCUGAAGUCACAGAAGCAACAGACGCCACAGACAUCUCAGAAGCAUCUGACCAAGAAAAUAACAAGAAGGGAGUCGAGGAGGCGGAAGACUCUGAAGAGGCUCUGAUAGCUCAGUACACCUACGAAGGAGCCACCACUAACAUCCACCCGUAUCUCUCAGCCAUGGUCAACUACGCACAGCCUGUCAAGUUCCAGAGUUUCGAUGUGGCGGAGGAAAGGAACAUUCACCACAACAUGUCAUCUUUUAAUGAGUCUGUCGGUCUGGGCUAUCUAAAGACCAAUGCCAUCGAGUUUGUCAACUACAACAAGCGUCAGAUGAGCCGUAUCUACCCCAAAGGGGGCCGUGUGGACUCCAGUAAUUACAUGCCUCAGAUCUUCUGGAACGCAGGCUGCCAGAUGGUCUCACUCAACUUCCAGACCCCAGAUCUGGCCAUGCAGUUGAACCAGGGGAAGUUUGAGUACAACGGCUCCUGCGGGUACCUGCUGAAGCCCGACUUCAUGCGGCGAUCAGACAGGAUGUUUGACCCUUUCUCAGAGACACCGGUGGAUGGCGUCAUCGCUGCAACCUGCAGCGUACAGGUGUUCUCUGGUCAGUUCCUGUCAGAUAAGAAAAUUGGCACAUACGUUGAGGUGGACAUGUAUGGGCUUCCGACAGACACCAUCCGGAAGGAGUUCCGCACACGUAUGGUGAUGAACAAUGGACUGAACCCAGCCUACAACGAGGAGCCCUUCGUCUUCAGAAAGGUGAUAUUACCGGAUCUGGCAGUACUGCGCAUCGCCGUCUACGACGACAACAACAAGCUGAUUGGUCAACGCAUCCUGCCUCUGGACGGCCUGCAGGCUGGCUACCGUCACAUCUCGCUGAGGAACGAGGGCAACAAGCCCUUGUCGUUGCCCACCAUCUUCUGCCAAAUCAUCCUCAAGACCUACGUGCCCGACGGCUUUGGAGCAAUCGUGGAUGCCCUGUCAGACCCAAAGAAGUUCUUGACCAUUGCAGAAAAGAGAGCUGAUCAGAUGAAGGCGUUGGGGAUUGACACGAAUGACAUAGCAGACGUUCCCAGUGGAAGCUCAAAGAACGACAAGAAGGGAAAGGGGAGAGACACGGUGAAGGCCAGUGUGACACCGCAGGCCAGCUCAGACAUGGCCCAGACCUCCAACUCCGCCCAAAAUAACACCGCAGAAACCAAGAAGGAUACUGCACUCGUGCCUAUUGUCAGCAUCGACGACUUAAAACAAAUGAAGACGUACCUUAAACUGGUUAAAAAGCAGCAGAAGGAGCUCAGCGCUUUAAAGAAGAAACACUCAAAGGAUCAAAAUACAAUGCAGAAGGCCCACUGCACCCAGGUGGACAAGAUGGUGUCUCAGCAUGACAAGGAGAAGACAACCCUGGAGAAACUACUAGAGAAGGCCAUCAAGAAGCGAGGGGAAAACAACUGCCAAGAGCUGAAGAAAGAGACAGAGGAUAAGAUCCAAUCGCUUGUUGCUGAUCACAAAGUCAAGGUAAAGGACAUCACAGCACAGCACACGAAAGAGUGGUCAGAGCUGAUCAGUAGUCACAGCAGUGAGGAGCAGGAGAUAAAGGACGGCCACGUCACACAGCAGUGUGAACACCUCAAGAAACUCCUGGCCACUGUCCAGGAACAGCAGAUCAUGCAGCUCAAACUCAUCCAUGAACGGCAGAGCAAAGAGAUGCGUGCCAACCAGGCCAAGAUGUCUAUGGAAAACAGUAAAGCCAUCAGCCAGGACAAGACCAUAAAAAACAAGGCAGAGAGAGAGAGGAGAGUGCGGGAGUUGAACAGCAGCAACACCAAGAAGUUCUUGGAUGAGAGGAAGAGGCUGGCCAUGAAGCAUCAGAAGGAGAUGGAGCAGCUAGAGAAAAAACAGAGAGAACAGUUGGAGAAACUGGAGAAGUUCAAUGAGCAGCUUUUGAAAUCACACCAUGCAAACAAACAGGUUCAAGGCCAAGGACAUGCAGCAGAUGGUGAAGUUGGAGGAGGAGAUGGACCGCAGACCUGCCACGGUGGUGUGAGCAACUGAGACCAAGACACAAGCACGCACGCACGCACACACACACACACACACACAAACAUAUACUCACACACGCAGGUGCAGAAACACUCCACCGUGGAUAGCCAUCUACAGAGACAUUAACCCGGCUUACACCACCGUCUCUGUACUUUUCUGUCAUGCUCACACACAGACACAGUAGCCCCCCCAUCUCUAACUUUAUACCACUGAGCCUCUGGCACUUUUCACUGUCCGUAACUCACUUCAACAUGAGAAGAAAUGUUACGUCUGAGAUGACACAUCCCCUCCUCCGCUGUAUGUAGAUCUAAACUUUCACCUUUAGUGUUCUCUGCGUCCUAUGGGCAACAAAAGCUGCAGCUAUUGGUGGAAACACACACAAACAAACACGCGCACAAACACUCACAGGAAGUGGACAUCCGCUCCACUUUUUGACUUAUUUGUUUGUUUGUUUUUAUUACUACCCGAUUAACUGCUCCAGAAACAGCAUGGAAGAGGGGAGAAGAAUAUGUUUAAGAUUUAAUGUCAAUUCAGCACAAAUGAAUAAACUUUGUGAAAUACACUGUAUGCUACACACCAGUCCAGUCCUGAGCACUUUGUAUGUGAUAGGCCAUCAUACCAGUGUGUUAAAUGUAGCAGUGCACUACUGUAGGUUCUCUGUAGUUCAGUAAGAAUGUAUUUUUAAAAAAGAGGAAAAAGAAAUCACUGUAUGAAGGAGUGGCAAACCCCUGUGUCACCUGUUCCCACAAUGCAACUUGUUUGACUUCACAGAGAUGUACUCAUGACUUUUCUUUUGUUGUUCAACAAUGUUACAGCCUACUAUAAAAAGGUAGAGUCAGAAGACUAUGAAGGGAUCAUGAUGGAUUGAUUGUUACAGCCGAUUUCUCACUCAAAUUGUCUUUUAGUUACAAGGAGACAUCCAAGAGUUGGUGUAACUGCUGUGCUUCACUAGAAAAACAUUUUUUAUUUUCGAGUGAAAUUGCUUGUGCUUCACAAGUUUACAUCUGCAAAACUCAACAUUUUUUACUCCUAAUUUUGGGUUUAAAAUCAUGUAUACUAUGCAAAAACAAAAAAACAAAAGACAAAAAAACAUGAUUUUCUCAAAAUCUAAGGUGUACAAAAUACAAGAAAUCAAUCAGGGCGAUAACAGCAACCAAAAAGGUAGACUACUGUACAGAUAAGAAUAUUACAGUAAUAGUGAUCAAAGUGUUUCUUUAACAUGGUGAAAGAAUAGUUGCAUCCCUACAAACCAAAGUAAUGACAGAGUAUGGACAACACCUAAUUGAAAAUGAUGAUGUAAUAAAGGGGGCAUGUACCAGUACGUAAAAGGCUAAGUAGGAUUAAAAUGGGCCUUUUUAUUAAUGAGUUUUGCACCUGAAACUCUUGUGAAAGUUGCCACAUCUGUAUAAACUGGUAACAAAAUGAAUCCAUUCUUGGCAGCACAUUAAGUCUGCUAGGAUACUUUUUUGUUUUAAUUGACCGGCCAAUCACCAUCAGACAAGAACGUUGGCAGACACAAGUCAGAGCCACUUCGUCUUGUCAGUUUUCCCGCUCAUUAAGGCGUUGUUGAAAGUGAAGUGCUCCCUUAAUAGCUUCUUGACUGCACGUUAGCAACCUCAGCUUGUAAUCCUCAUCAUUUCCCUGCUGGUCUUUUUCAGAUCAGCCUGAAUAAUUCACAUUUGUAACAAAGCCUGUGACAUGGCUGCCACACACACACACACACUUAUCCACACCAGGGAUUUCAGACAAGGCCUAAAUGUGUCCCAAACCGGUUCCCUCUAAAUGUUUAUGGGACUACAGAUGAGGAAGCACUAUUGUCCACAGCCCUGGUGACACUGCUGGACAAAAAGGCCACUGCAGAGAAUAAAAUGUGACUUGAAAGUACUAUUGAUAUGAAGUAAUCCUGUGGGUACUGUAGUAUUUGUGCACAUGACAUCAUGCCAGGCAUUCCUGUUGCAUGGUGCACCACAAACAAAGACAAAUGUCAUAACGAUGAUAUGAAAACACAGAAACAUGGGGAUGUGUUGGAUUGUUUGAAGAUUUUCUUUCUGUUGUUUUAUUGUGCUGUAACACACGUAAAAGGGUAGACGGGAUGGGGUUUUUUGUAUAUACUGGAAUGUAUGUAGUUUUAAUUUACUUUUUGACCAAUUUAUCCUCUGUCAUACAAGGGCUCAGAGGAUAGAGGUUGGUCUGUUGGAUGUUGGGGAAAGACAUUUAUCAACCACUGGGUUUUCUUGUUUGUUUCUUCUCAUUUCUGUUCUCCAGUCUGCCCUUACUGCAC
Larimichthys crocea (large yellow croaker) is the source of this 6415-nucleotide messenger RNA. RefSeq names its product phospholipase C, beta 4b (gene plcb4b). Gene Ontology annotation, biological process: release of sequestered calcium ion into cytosol; phosphatidylinositol metabolic process; phosphatidylinositol-mediated signaling. Lineage: Eukaryota; Metazoa; Chordata; Actinopteri; Sciaenidae. The transcript has 40 exons. Gene Ontology annotation, molecular function: calcium ion binding; phosphatidylinositol-4,5-bisphosphate phospholipase C activity. The record is from RefSeq and is a predicted model, not a curated record. Bases 427 to 4146 code for a protein of 1239 amino acids.